AUGUCGGCAUGUCGGCACGACCUUGUAGUCAUCAUCAAAGGCCCAUGCCUCCACACGAUAUCCAACCUAAUGCAAGGAGCUCUAAACACCAUAUUCAAAUGGUGUCGAGAAAAUGACUUGUCCAUUAAUCCGAGCAAGACCGUGAUAGUACCAUUCACACGAAAACGCAAGCUCGAAAAGCUCACAGAACCAAGACUUAAUGGACAAAUAAUAUCAUUCUCAGACGAGGUCAAGUACCUGGGGGUCACCUUCGACCAAAAGUUAACUUGGAACCCUCACCUGAGGAACAUCACACAAAAAGCAAAAAUGGCCAUGUGGUCAUGCUGUCGCAUGGCAGGAGCAAGAUGGGGCAUAAGACCCAAAAUUGCUAUGUGGUUAUACACAGCUGUAGUGAGGCCAAUUAUCACCUACGCUUCCGCAGUCUGGUGUAACAAAACCAACCAAAAGACGGCAAUAGACACAUUAAACAGCCUGCAACGCACGGCUUGUUUAACAGCAACAGGCGCCUUCUCCUCGACACCGGGAGCGGCCCUAGAUGCACUGCUGGAUAUUAUACCACUCCACUUGCAGGUGCAAAAGGAGGCCAAGCAAACCCUUAGCAUGCCCACAGAUGACACGCACACUCAAUGUCACUUUACUAAACUGUACACAGUAGAAAUACCUCCUAGAGACAAAUGGACUAACGACCAAAUGUUCGUCGAAGAGGGAAGCCUUAUUUGGUAUACGGAUGGUUCCAAGAAAGGCAAUGAUGUAGGAUGUGGGAUCUAUGGUGAGAGACCUAAGUUCAGAGCUAGCGUCAGCAUGGGCACACAGGCCUCAAUCUUCCAGGCAGAAGUCUUCGUCAUCAACAAAUGUGCGGAGAUCAACCUGGAUAGAAACCUAAGACACCAGCAUAUCUACAUCAACUCAGACAGCCAGGCUGCUCUGCUGGCACUAGAAUCUCUUGAGUCAAACUCAAAACUAGUCCAGAACUGUAAAUCAAACCUAAAUGCACUGGCUUAUUCCAACAAAGUUAUACUUAGAUGGGUACCAGGGCACUCCGACAUUAACGGAAACGAAGAAGCGGAUGAACUUGCUAGAAAGGGCGCAGACACACCCCUGGUCGGCCCAAAACCGUUUUGUGGAACCACAAAACGGGAUGCAUAUUCUCUGCUCAACAACAUAGAAAAAACGAGAGCAAUCGAUUGGUGGAAGUUCGUAAAAGGACAAGAACACUCGAAAGCUCUAAUCAAAGGGUUCAACAGCAAAACUGCUAAGGAGCUUCUAGGGCUCAAAAGACACAAAACUUGUGCGGUGACUAGAAUUUUGACUGGACACUGCAAGUUGAACAAACACAUGUUUCAAAUAGGGAAAAAACAAGAUGCGACAUGCAGGUUCUGCCAAGAGUCAGAGGAGACUGCUAUGCACAUUCUCUGCUCCUGCGGACCACUAAUGUCCAAAAGAAGUACCUACCUAGGGCGACAUAUACUGGAACCCUAUGAGGUACAGAGCAUUACGGCCCAAAGAAUCUGGAAUUUCCUGGAUUCAACGGGCAUUAGUAAUGAACUUUAA
Messenger RNA from Cydia fagiglandana, 1551 nucleotides. RefSeq lists its product as uncharacterized. The coding region runs from base 1 to 1551 and encodes 516 amino acids. Gene Ontology annotation, molecular function: RNA-DNA hybrid ribonuclease activity; nucleic acid binding. The transcript has 2 exons. NCBI's taxonomy places the organism in Eukaryota, Metazoa, Arthropoda, Insecta, Lepidoptera, Tortricidae. The record is from RefSeq and is a predicted model, not a curated record.